This is a messenger RNA of Acytostelium subglobosum LB1, 579 nucleotides long. RefSeq lists its product as hypothetical. NCBI's taxonomy places the organism in Eukaryota, Evosea, Eumycetozoa, Acytosteliales, Acytosteliaceae. Bases 1 to 579 code for a protein of 192 amino acids. The record is from RefSeq and is a predicted model, not a curated record. Gene Ontology annotation, cellular component: ESCRT III complex; multivesicular body. The transcript has 3 exons. Gene Ontology annotation, biological process: endosome transport via multivesicular body sorting pathway; late endosome to vacuole transport; protein transport.
AUGGAGAACCAACUGUUUCAAUUGAAGUUCACUGCCAAGACAUUGGAGAGACAAUCAAAGAAGUCGGAACAGAGCGAGAAGGCACAAAAGUUAAAGCUGAAGAAGGCCAUUGAGCAGGGUAAUAUGGAGGGUGCAAAGAUAUACGCACAGAAUGCUAUUAGGGAGAAGAACCAAAGUUUGAACUACUUGAGACUGGCAUCAAGAAUAGAUGCCGUGGCAUCACGCGUAGAGACUGCCGUCAGAAUGAAAUCAGUGACAGGCUCAAUGGCCAGCAUUGUAAAGUCGAUGGAGAGGUCGAUGCGCGAGAUGAACCUGGAGAAGAUCACCCAGGUGAUGGACCAGUUCGAGCGACAGUUUGAGGAUCUGGACGUGCAGUCGGUCUACGUGGAGAACGCCAUGAACCAGACCACGACACUAACUACUCCAGCCGACCAGGUCGACCUUCUCAUCUCCCAGGUGGCGGACGAGCAUGGAUUGACCAUGGGCAUGGAGAUGGGUUGUACACCGAAUGAGAAGGUUCAGCAAGUUGAGACAGACGAGUUGACCGAACGACUUAACAGGCUCAAGGAAAGGAACUAA